Messenger RNA from Fimicolochytrium jonesii, 719 nucleotides. RefSeq lists its product as uncharacterized. The record is from RefSeq and is a predicted model, not a curated record. Lineage: Eukaryota; Fungi; Chytridiomycota; Chytridiomycetes; Spizellomycetales; Powellomycetaceae. The transcript has a single exon. Bases 196 to 687 code for a protein of 163 amino acids.
AGGGAAACAGAGUGUAGAGUACUUGAUGAAUCCGAGCAUAUCUGCGGUGGUUAGUGGGCUUUCUGUCACGUUAUCAAUUAAUACACAAUAUCAAUACAUACGUGUGAUCAGCCUGAGAGCAUCUUAUGCGCAUGACUUUUUGAGUGCGGCAGUGUUUAUAUCAACUGAAGAUGCUGAUGAAUUUAUCAUUUGUCCAUGCCAAUACUAGGCGGAGCCACACAUUUAGGAGAAGUAGGGUCUCCAUCGCAUCCUGUUCGAACGUCCCCCGAACCGAUCCCGCAGUCCGCUCCACCAUCAAUCCCCGGACCCGCAUCACAACAACCGCCUGCGCAAUCCAGCCCUCGAGUCAGCUCCUCCGGGCGUCCGAUCAGGAGCACCGCGUUGCAUACUACAUCAUACGCGCAUACCGCAAAUGCGCUAUAUUCUCGGAGGGACGAUGGGGCAUAUGUCAGGUUGGCAUGCAUCGCAACACGAUUGGAGACGAGAUACUUCUCUAACAAUGGAAUAUGUCAAUCCCUGUCCAGACUGGCCUGUCCAGCCUGCCAACGAUGGCAAUUCGCAAACAUGCAAGGCUUUAUCAACCAUUGUCGACUGAAACAUGAGAUGGAGUUUCCGUCCCAUUCGGAGGCGGCGAGAGCUUGUGGCGCUGUUGUGGUAAGCUUUCCGGAAUCAUUUACUUUGACAUGAGAAGCGGCAGAGCAUUGAAUGUCAGUAUCAUA